Coniosporium apollinis CBS 100218 is the source of this 864-nucleotide messenger RNA. RefSeq lists its product as uncharacterized. Gene Ontology annotation, molecular function: hydrolase activity. Bases 1 to 864 code for a protein of 287 amino acids. Lineage: Eukaryota; Fungi; Ascomycota; Dothideomycetes. The transcript has 2 exons. The record is from RefSeq and is a predicted model, not a curated record.
AUGGAGCUCCUGAUACUAGACCAGAUCGUUCCAAAACUUACACCUUUUGUCUCCGUCUUCAUACCAGAGCUUCCCAGCUACGGCGUAUCAACCCCCACCAACGGCACCCUUACCAAGCGCCUGAUGGGCCACGCCAUCCUCUCCGCCCUCCAAACUGUCUUCUCCCUUACCCCGUCCCAAAGAACCAAAAUCAUCCUCGUGGGCCACGACCGCGGCGCCCGCAUCUCACACCGUCUCGCCAUAGACUUCGCCCACCCAGACCCUUCCACCUCUCACGUCCUCUCGCACUUCGAUCUCCAAGGCCUCAUCCUCAUGGACAUCCUCCCUCUCACCGUUCAGUGGACCGCCAUGGCCACAGACCCAUCCGCCGCAGCAGCUUACUUCCACUGGACGUUCCUCGCCCGCCCGGACAUGGCGAUACCGAUGAUCAAGGCAUAUGGCGGCGACAGCUUCUGCCGGGAAAUGCUUGGCAAGGGGACUGGUAAUAAUGAGGCUGGACGCGCGAGCUUCUUCGCUGGGAAUUCCGUUGAGAUCUAUGCGAGGAAUUUCGGAACUGAUCAUGCGAUCCGCGGGGCCUGCGAAGAUUACGCAGAUGGUGCGAGGACCGAAGUGCAACUGGAGAAGGAGGAUCGAGCCGCCGGAAGGAAGAUCGUGGUGCCGACCUUGGUGUUGUGGAGUGAAGGGGGCAUAGGGCGUUGGGGUGAUGUGGGGAACAUAUGGAGAGAUUGGAUUGAGCAGGGUAUAAGAGUUGACGGAUCGGGAAUUGGGGAUAGGGUGGGGCAUUGGGUGGCGGAGGAGGCUCCGGACAUUGUAACAAAAGAGGUCACCGGUUUCUUGGAGUCGUUGGGUGUGAAGAUGGGAUAG